This is a messenger RNA of Schistocerca serialis cubense, 3454 nucleotides long. It is a transcript of the gene Nprl2, whose product is annotated as GATOR complex protein NPRL2. Gene Ontology annotation, molecular function: GTPase activator activity. Gene Ontology annotation, biological process: cellular response to amino acid starvation; positive regulation of autophagy; negative regulation of TORC1 signaling. Bases 1500 to 2645 code for a protein of 381 amino acids. Gene Ontology annotation, cellular component: vacuolar membrane; GATOR1 complex. Lineage: Eukaryota; Metazoa; Arthropoda; Insecta; Orthoptera; Acrididae. The record is from RefSeq and is a predicted model, not a curated record. The transcript has 10 exons.
UCAUUUGCUAUCAGUACUCAUUUAACAGUAUAAUUCCUGCAGGAUAGCAGAAAUAAGAUCCAAAUUAUUGUUUUGAGGAGAUUUUCCCCCAGCAUAUAUACACGGACCUUAAAGAGCGUAGUCAUUAGCUUACUAAAGGCUACAGAAGGUGAAGAAAGCUCCAUACAAAAAUUAAAAUUUCGUUUAUCAUGCAAUCAAAAGCCACAGGAUCCUCAGGGAAACAAUUUCUGUAACUGAAUAUUUGCUUAUGUUGGCUAUGUAAUGACUGAAUAACAUGAUGAUAUGUUGAUGUGUGAUUCUAUAUUGCCACAUCUGACUAGAGUGACAAAUUUGGGUCAUUAUUUGUGUAUAUUCUUUAUAUUGUAGCACAUAUGUGAGCUUUACAUUAUGAAAUGCAUUACUUUUUUCCUGAACCUCUGGGCUGAGAGAUCAGAAUCAAUAUGGAAAACUAUUCCUUGACAUUUUGUCUCCCACUGUCAGAGACAGAACUUGAUGGAGUAGUUCUGACUUUUGUCAGAACAAGUGAAUGAGCGUUCCUGUGCCACUGAAGGAAAUUGAAGUUUCAAGAGACUAUCAUACAUGUAGGCUAUCACGACUGGUGUUUACUCCAGUUAAAACUUCCAGGCAGUGCUGUUUUACCUCUGAAGAUAUCUCCCACAGUCAGUGAUGAAAUGUCAGGGUAUAGUUUUAUAUAUCAACCAGCAUGUAUCAGCCCAGAAGUUUUAACUGGUAUAUACACUGGCCUUGGAAACUUACAUUGUGUGGAGUUCUUUUGAUGAUUCAGUUUCCUCCACUGUGGCACAUUUUAUUAGACUGUUCCUGCAGUUGCUGUGCAAAAGUGUUAUAUACUUUUGUAUGUUGUGAUUGACCUUAAAUGGACAUUUGAUUUGAAUUUAUUUAAUGUUGAGUGCCUUGGACCCAAGAAUCAUUGAUACCAAGUCAAUAUGCAUUGGUUUUCUUGAUUCCAUACAGCCCUCAUAAUGCAUGCAAAACAGGACGUCCCAAUUUUUUUGUAAUACUGACACAAUACAUUUGAGAGAGAUAGAAUGUUGAAAACAUAUAGUGAUGAAUCCCACUUGCUAACACACAGUUAUUCAGACGGGUGGCAGAGGAGUUCUCAUGUGGGAUUAAGUUGGACUCCUGGUUUAUCUACUAUCGUGCUUCAACUACAGACAAACAACAGGGGAUCUUAUUAUUAGAUUGUGUGCAUCCAUUUGUUCACCUACAGUUGCAUGGAGUCAACCUAUACCACAAACAAGCCUUUUUUUGUGCUAUAUAUGACUCAGUCUAAUCAUUAUGCGUGUAAUGCCGAUGUACUGUAUUCAGAAACAAUAUCAAUUGUCAACCUUUUUAAAUUCAAGCACAGAGUCUCGAAGAAUGUGCUUGCUCAUAAUCGAGGAAACAUUGUCCAUUUCCGGCUAGUGAACUCCUGUUGGCUGGCAAUGUGUUAAAUCGCACAAUAACCAGUGCAGCUACCACACCACAAUAACAUACAUAAAAUGGGCUCACCUACUGGAUGUGUGGAGAGGGAGAGUGGCCUUUCAAUGACAGGAGUGCAGGUUCCCGAGGAUUAUGUGUCAAAGGAAGUAUUUGAUGCAGUCAAUGUGUACAUUAUUCCUAAGCCUCAGCUGCAAAGAAGCAUCCUGACCAUCAAUACAUUUGGAUAUAAAAUAACGGGAUUUCCAGUGAGAAUAGAUGAUGCAAAAUAUGCAAGAAAUGCAUACUACUUUAAUCUCUGUUUUGUGUGUGAUGCAUGGGCUCGCACUGUGCAGUAUGAACCUGUUGUGAAGAAACUUUCUGAAUAUUUGUUGACAAUGGAAGAAGAAGGAUGUUUCCUGUCACAAGUUAGUUCAGAAACUACAAAGCAUCAUCAGCUUUUUAGUAUACUUAAGCAGAUUCUCAACAAUUUAAAUGCAACAGGGAUGUCUACUGUGAGAGAGGGAGAAAUGACGAUGUUCCUCAAGGUUGUCAGAGCUGCUACUGAUCCUCCACCAGUUAUGGAUCAUCAUGUACCAAUUUUUACAACAGAGAAAGGUAUUUUUCAAGAGGAACAGUGGGAUUUGACAACUCAGCAGCUGCUGCCUCAUGUUGAUGGCUUCAAGCAUAUUGCACAAAUAGCUGUUGAUGCAGAUGUUGAGAACAGUCUUGUUAAAGCCUGCAUACAAAACCUCCUAUAUUACAAAGCUGUAAGCCUGCUGCCCAUAUUCUUGUACAGUAAUGUUUAUACACCAACACCAAAGGUGCGCUUGUUGGCAACAGACGCAGCAUUGCAAGAAGAGUGCAUUAAAUGUGUUUCUAUAUCAGGUCAACAAUUACCAUCUGUGCAAGAGAUCUUUGUAAUGUAUUGCAGUAUGACUCAUGGUACAACUUUGCAGGAUCUUUGCUCACGAUAUAACCCACAGGAGCAUAACAUUGAUGAAAGAAAGCUUGUACAGUUUGGACUCCUUCAUAAACUGAUUAGGCGGAUAUGUAAAUAUCCAGUCUACAUAAAAUCAACUAAUCAUUGUCAGCCAGUCACUUCACUGCAGCAUAGUUUCACUGGCCUGUUGUCAUAUGAUGAAGUAUGCUGUACAAGAGGGUACAGUCCGAAAACUUUAGAAGAGAAAGUAGAGUCAGAUCCAUCGGUAGUUGUGAUAUGGAAAUAGUGCUGUGAUUUAAGAGUUCUCAUUUUUUUGCACAUUAAAUGGAGGAAAUAAUAUUUAUAAUGAUCUGUCUGAAGACUAUCGUACAUGUACAUACACUUUUGCACUUCAUACGAAAGAAGUUGCUUAAAAAUCACUACAGUACAAUUUUUAAUGCCAAAAUUAAUUCAGUAUUGUAGUAUUUCCAAAUGAUCUAGAGUUUAUGAAAAUGUUAUGUAAGAUUACACCAUUUUUGUGUUUCGCAAUGAACAAUCUAUGUUUUGUGAUAAGACUGUAUAAAAUAAGAAGACUGCAUAUUGUAUGUCUACGUGAUUGUAAGGCUGACAAGUAGUUAUUUUGUUGUAGAUUCAUUAUAUUAGCAAAACUGUCUCAGUAAUUGUUUAAUACAUAAAAGCACAACGAACUGCUUUAGAAUGAGUCAUCGAAAGAGUCCAAGUAAUUAAGCUGUAAUUUUGUCAUAUUUAUUUUACCAUGAUGAGAUUCUUCUUCAUAAGCACUCAAGGCACUCGAAUUAAUUUCUGUUGUCAUCCUUGUAUGUGUAACUUACGAAAUUCAUCAUGUUGUUUUUUUUUGUGUUUUUGUUUUCUUUUUUUUCUAUGAGAUAUGAUAUUUUGUCAUUUUGUAUACAUAACGAGAAUAGAUCAUUACUUACUAAAUAGAGGAACAUUGUGAGACAACAGUCUGUCUCUGUCUCUGUCUCUCUCUCUCUCUCUCUCUCUCUCUCUCUCUCUCUCUCUCUCUCUCUCUCUCUCUCUCUCUCUCUCCCCCCCUCUCUCUCUCUCUCUCUCUCCCCCCCCCCCUCUCUCUCUCUC